AUGGAGGUGCCAAAAGCCCGGGGAGCAGGCAGAUCAGGCCCACGCCGACGAACAGGCUGUCUGACCUGCCGGGCCCGCAAAGUCCGCUGCGACGAAGCAAAGCCACAUUGCUCCAACUGCGACCGACUUCGCCUGCGAUGCGUGUACAAAGGCCCUAGCACAGACGCACCGGCAGAGUGGGGAUCACCGCGCGAUGCGUCAAGUCACACACAGCUUGCAACGGCCACGGUCGCUCGUUCCCCCGACCUCAACUUCUUCAACACCGUACUCCGCUCCGAUGACGGUUCUAUCCCCGCCCCGGCGCUGCGACAGCUACCGGGAGUGUACUCGGAAUUCGACAUGCUGGGGUUUAUGGGUGGGAUUACCUCGGAGUUGGAGCAAAAACACUUGGAUUUGACGACUGGUCUGGCGGCGACGUUCACCGCCAGCCCGGCGUCGCAGUCGCUGCCUGCGGGGAUCGUGCUAGAAGAAACGAGCUUCGAGAGACGUACGCCGCUUAGUCCAGACGCGCCCUCUUCGCUCAUGGAUGGCUCCAUUGGGAGCUCGGACCUGGCAACUACACGGGGCAGCUGGUCUGAUCCCGGCACUUCGUAUGAAGACCAGCUGCUACAAUACUUUAUGAGUGUGGGCGCACCGGCGGCACUCUUUGCCCCAGUGAGUAUGGAAUGGGAGUAUGUGCGGCCGGCGUUGCUGGCUCAUGCCCGGGAUUUCAGUCCCCUGCAAAAUGCCCUGUACUGCUAUGCAGAUGUGCAUAAAGCGAUGGGAGAAGGCAAGCGAUGGCGCUGGGCGCCUACUUAUUAUAGGGUCUCGGGGGCAGAGAUCCAAGCUUGUCUUCAGGGUGAAGUGACCGAGUCCACGUUGGUCAAGGUCUUCGGGGCCGUCUUUCUUUUAAUGAUAUCCGAGCUCCUCUCAUCCCCUGAAAUAUGCGCCGGAGCAUCGUAUCUUCAUUCUGGAUAUCUCAUUCUCCAAAGAUUUCACAGCCGGGCCCGACACUGGACAGGCCUCGGUCACCUCCUAGUAUCAUGGGUUUCCCUUCUAGACGUCAAGUCCCUAAUUGCUGGCCGAGAAGGAGACCCUCUCAUUGACCUGGGCAUCAUCCCAGAACACGGAGUAACACUCCAACCCCAUGAGGCAGCCCAAAAACCACAGACAGCCGAAGUCGACUGCAAACAAGAAGACAUCACCGAAGACCCCUUCCGCACCCCCAGCUACCUAGUAUACGACGCAAUAGUCGGCCCAGCCUUCCGCUUCUUCGUCCAAGCCCAACAAGUCGUCCGCCGCAUCGUCAGCAUAGACCUCCACCACCGCAGCCGCGGCACUCUAAGCGACGAAUUCGAAGUCCUCCAAAUCGCCCACAAAGUAGGCGCAGACCUCGAAACCCUCUGGCACCGCCGUCCUGCCGUAAUAGACGUCUACAACCGCCCAGAUUCCCUAUCAAAUACCCUGUGUGGACCCGUCGCCCUCGAAAUCUGCCGUACCUUCCGCCAAUACGUCGCCACCUUCCUCGCAAACUUCAUCUACCUGCACCGCGUGGCAUUCGCCAUCUACCCCCGUACAGACCGUGUCAACGGCGCAGUCGACCAGAUCAUCCAGCUGGCGACGGUUGAGUCGGCCAAUCCCGCCCAUUUACCUAUUAGCUUCUUAUGGCCGAUGUUCGUGGCAGGUCUGGAAGGGACGGAGGUGCAGCGCCGAUGGAUCGUCUCGGAGAUGCAGCGUAUGGCGGCUGUGCAUGAGGCGGAUUCGGACCCUGGCUCGAGACUUGCUCGUCAUCCGUCUGCGGAUAGGGUGUUGGUGCUUUUGGAGGAGAUGACGAGGCGACAGGAUGCUUCGCGCACUUGGGCUGACUCGAAAUGCGUGAGAAGGGAGUUGUUUUCGGAUUUCUUUGUCGUGAUUUGA
Penicillium salamii is the source of this 1896-nucleotide messenger RNA. Lineage: Eukaryota; Fungi; Ascomycota; Eurotiomycetes; Eurotiales; Aspergillaceae. The record is from the annotation of a GenBank genome assembly.